CUCUUUCCAACACCGUCAUUACCAGCAGAAUUGAAAUGUAGUCUGCAGGGGGUAUGUUGGACAUGUGGAUAUGUCACAUUUAGAAGCUGUGCCGUGUCCUUACAAGAGAACCACAAUGCUAGCUGACUGUUCGAUUUGUGAAGCUGCUGAUUAGUCAAGGCUUUGUCACUUUUCUACUGACUCUUCCCACUUUUAAUCUCCUCCUUGAAGUGUGGACAUUACCUGGACCACAAGGACCAGCACUAUUUGUAAAUGCUUCUUCAGUCCAGGUAAACAGCUCAAGCUCCUUAGCAAGUAACAAAAACAACAAAAGGACACUAUGGAAAAUUCAGCAGUGGAAUCCCGAGCUGAGCGGAUCGCUCGGUACAAGGCCGAGAGGGGGCGUGAGCUGGAUCUUCUCUAUGGCAGCCAAGAUGAGGACGCAUCUACUAAGUGCUUUAAGAAACAGAGAGAAGGGCGUGGCAGCCGACAAGACUCCACCCGCUCUGAGGGAGGUGUGUGUGGAGUUAAUGGAGUUGAGAAGACUUGUGAAAAAGCAAAAGCUGAAGAAGAGAAAAAAAUCUCUAAUGGAUAUGACAAGGAGACUAAAGCUGGGAAGACCAACCAAAACAGCACUCUGUCUGGAGGAGACCAUCCUGACACUGACGUGCCCCAGCUACACACUGGUGUGCCCCAGCUACACACCGGUGUAUCGGUGGGCAAGCUGAAAAAGGCCCUGCUGCAGCAAAGCUUGAGCUCAGCUCCCAGUGAUAAAGUUCCUGUGUCUGGAGGCUCUGGCACGACCCUUGAGCAGACGGUAAAAUCAGGCUCUGAUGGUGGUCGACGGAGAACUCGGCGCUACCUGCCAGCCGGGGCUGCCGGGAGCCGUAAAGCUAAUGAGCGUUUUCGAACGCAGCCGAUCACAGCCUCAGAGAUGCAGAAGAGCUGCGGAACCAUGGAGAACACGGAUCAGGAAAACUCAGUGGAUGUUAAGACAGACGAGAGAGCCAUGAUGAGCGUGGCUGCCAAGAUGUCUCUCUUUAAAGAGCUUGAGAGAUCUGCUCCCCAGGCUUGUUCCUUUCUGAGGCCUCGUUCCAGUUGUAGCUUUUCCGAGCCCAGAGUUCGGCAUGGAAAUGAGAUCCGGUGUCCUGCUCAGCCAAUAAACUCUGAGGAUAAGGGAAAACUAGAAAGUGAUGAUGCCAAGCUGGCACAGACAGAGGUGGAGGACGAUGCCAGCUCUAAGCUGUCGCUAAGUGAGAAACUGGCACUCUUUAAUAAACUGUCUCAGCCAGUCGCGCCCACUGAAAGGCCUCGGGGUAAAGGAGGGGACGGACGUUCUUCAGAGUCCUCGGAGAGACGCAGACAUAAGGGAACGCGUUAUCAGACUCAGCCCAUCACGGCAGACGAGGUCAAAUUGCUCCAAAAAGAUCCUGUCUGGCCGCCUUCUGCACACCCGUCUCCUUCCACCUCAGACCAGCAGCAGAAUCUCUCAGUCAGCCCUAAACCUAGUGAAGUGACUCUCACCAAACCGUCAGAGGACUCCCAGCCUGCUCAGAGGCGAGGCCCAGAGGUCAAAGGCAUCCUGAAGAAGAGCAGCCCUAAUAACGCUGGAUCAAGGGUAGAAGCUGAGCACGAGCGCAUUCUCAGCAACAAAAACUUAGAGCUGAAUGGAGAAAGGAAGGAGGGGAGCUCACCUGUAACAGCAGGAGAAUAUUCUCCAGCUCCACGAUCUUCUGCCCCCUGGAGACAAAGAGCCAGGAAGGACGCCACCUCCGCUCACAAAUCUCGAAGAAUUUCCCCUGUGACUGAUGACCACCCAUCAACACCACAGGACAAAGAAACUCAGCACAGAGCUGCAGACUGCAGUGACAAAGCAGUAAUGAGAAAUGGCUUGUCUCAAUCUCAAGGAUUUGUUGAAGAACAGAAGCAACAGACUGAAAUGAUGGGAAGCAUCACACCUACUACAGAGAUACAGAAUCAGAGCAACACUGCUAGUGUCUCUACCACACCAGCUCAGUGUUGGGAGCCUGUCUAUUCUACUGUAUUCUCCCCUCCCAGCAACCCCACUCAGUACAAGGUGUUUUUUAAUGAGAGAAGUCUUUCUUAUGAAGCACAAGAGAUUUCCUCAUCUCAAGAAGAACCAAAUACAUGGGAAAAUAAGAAGAGCUCAGUAGAAGAUGAUUAUCAGGCAUCUGUGCAGACAGACACAGAGUCACAGUCUCAGGGUUUUGAUGAAACACAGACGCCCCAGCAGCAAGUUGACGAGGAGGUGAUGACCCCUGAUACCCCCUCAAUUCUUGAGUGUAAGAACGGCUCAGAAGAUACAGAGCAGGACCUGAGCAACAUUUGCCUUACUAACACACCCAUUUUGAGCUCUGCAGUGGCAGAACAUCGUCGUUCCGUCCGGCCGUCCCGUCGCACCCGGGCUUCAAGAAAUCCGUUACGCUCUCUUGCAGCCCGAGACGACAUCCUACAGGACUUCAUGCAGCCACAAGAUGACCCUGAUGCCACAGAAACCCAUAUUGCUCUGAAGAACAACCACAACACUAAUAAUGCUUCAUCAGCCAAGAUUAGCACUGUACCCUUUAGCAACCUCAUGCUCAUUCAUAUUAAAGGCUGUAAAAGAGUGCAGGUGCGUUUAGUGGAGCCGGUUGCUUGCUCGCUAAACAGUGGUGACUGCUUUCUCCUCAUCACCCCAUCCGAGUGCUUCUUGUGGAUAGGCCAACUGUCUAACACCACUGAAAGAGCGAAGGCUUCUGCCAUGGCCUCAUUGAUUGUGGCUCAACGGGAUUUGGGAUGCCAAGCAACAGAAGUCAUUCACCUAGAAGAAGGAGUGAACAUAGAUGAUGCUCAAGCUACAGAGUUUUGGAAACUUCUGGGAGGCAAAAGCUCUUACAAAGGCUGGUCUGAUGAUGACCAACAGUAUGAGAAGGCGAUUUCUGAAUCGAACUGUGUGUACAGACUGCAGGGUGACCGAUUCAUUCCACAUGAGCAGGGCUGGGCUUCAACACCGAACCUGUCUCUGCUGGACUCUUCUCAGACUCUACUGUUUGAUUUUGGCAGUGAGUUGUACCUGUGGCACGGAAAAGAAGUCUCCCCCAGUGAGAGGAAGUUGGCCCUGCAUUUGGCUCAGCAGGUAUGGAGUGGAGAUUAUGAUUAUAGUACCUGCAGAAUAAAUCCUCUCGACCCUUUCAACAGCAACACUGAAAUUCAAAGCCAAGGUGUGGGCCGGCCAUGCUGGGCUCUGUUUGGUCGUGUUUUUGAGAAGAAUGAGACCGUUCUCUUCAGGAUGAAGUUUGCUGAUUGGCUUGAUCAGGUGGAGAACAUUAUGGUGCAGCAGACUCCUGAUCCUGUAGCUCAAUCUGUCGACACAUGGUCAUGUGAUGCCAAAUCCCUGCUUACUGGAAGUUGCAUCUUGGAAACAGAGCCCAUCAUUCUGCAAGGCAUGGAUGUACAGAGAGGCUGCGGCCUGCUUACUCUUAGUGAUGGCCAGCAGGUGGAAAUAAGCACUGAUGCUGUUGAAAGUUGGCAUACUGGCACGAAAGACAUCUGUAAAGUGGCUCCAGAGAGCAUCGGGCAGUUACAUGAAGUUAAUACGUAUGCUAUACGGUGGAAGUACCGCCUUAGGGCCACGGACAGUCAGGCCAUCGCUGAAGGCCAGAGUUCAGAUCAGGAACGCUCUGCACUUUUUGUCUGGCAGGGGCGGCACACCCAGAUAAAUGAACAAAACUUUUCCCUGCCACCGUCCCUUCAGAACGAGCCCAGAGUCUUCAUAAAACAAGGGGAAGAGCCAGCAUGCUUUCUGCAGCUUUUCAAGGGAGGUCUGAUAAUUCACAGAGGAUGUAACAGUCAACACACAGAUGGCUGGCGUCUGUUCUACGUUAGGGGUGCUGUACCAUCGGAGGCCAGUCUGUUGGAGGUAGAUUGCAGCAGUUCCAGUCUGCGCUCUCGGGGUUCUCUUCUCCUGCUAAAUAGCAAGCAGGCGGCACUGUACCUGUGGCAUGGCUGCAAGGUUCAGGCUGGUGCUCGUCAGGUUGCCAAACACACCACCCAACAGCUCCAACUCACGUUUCCUCCUGAGAUGGGGCUAAGCAAGGGCUGCAUUUUGAACAUUCAGGAAGUAGAAGAAGGUGCAGAGCCUAAAGAGUUUUGGAAUGCCAUUGGGCCACAGGACAGAAAAUCCUAUGAUUGCAUGCUACAAGAUCCUGGCAAGUACAACUUUACUCCCCGCCUCAUUAACCUAAGUGCGCAAACUGGAACUUUUAAAGGAGAGGAGCUAACAAGCCCAUCCAGCAUGACUGGUGUUAUUGCGGCAAUGCCAUUCCUUCAGGACUGCUUAUAUUCAGUACCACAGCCAGCUCUGUUCCUGUUGGAUAACUCGAUGGAGGUGUAUUUAUGGCAAAGCAGUGGCGUUUCGGACUCUCCACGUCCUCGUUGGGACACGGAGAGAAAAUGUGCCAUGGAGACAACACUUCAGUACUGCAGAGAGAGAAAUCCCAAAAGACCUCCAAUGGCUUAUCUUAUUGAGGAAGGAGCCGAACCCCUUACCUUCACAAAUGUGUUUCCAUCUUGGGAUAAACCAGCAACACAGAUCUCAGUGCAGAAGAAGCUAACGUUAGUGCAGGAUGCGCUGGCUGUGCUCAGCAGGACACAGUUUAGUGUUCAGGAUCUGUUAAAGAGUCCUUUACCAGAUGGAGUGAACCCUUUACACUUGGAGACCUAUCUGUCCAAUCACGACUUCCAGAUGGUUUUGGGAAUGAAGAGGAAUUACUUCAAUGCUCUGUCUGACCUGGAGCAGUUAAACCUGAAGAAGAGUAAAGGACUUUACUGACACAAGGCCUGAUCUACUACUGAACCUGAAAUCUAAGAGGAUGUUCAGUUCUGUCAACAGUCUGCAGUCCUUCAGAAAGAGUUUUUGUAUACCUAUUUUGGAAAGUCCCGUUUUUUUUUUUUUUUUUCAAUGUACAGUGUAAACUGUUUAGUUAUUGAAGUGUGUGUGUGUGUGUGUUGUGUGUAUGAGUCUCGAGUUUGGUUACUUUAGCGCCUCAUAUUCAGCCACUCAUUUUGCUCAAAAAGCCCUGAGCUGAGGUGCAUCACCUACUUACCCAAUGGACAAAUUCAAAUUUCUUCUCUCUCUUCAUCACUAGCCCUUUAUUUCAGCUGCAGGAAGGAUGUGAAUAAGGUGGUGUGUGUGUGUGUGGUUCUUUUACAAGACAUGGAAUUAAUUUUGGUACCCUUAAAUGUAAUAAAUAAUAAACUGAACUUAAAUUAUUCUGACACUUAAAUGUAUCUGUACAUGUAAAACUAGUAAUAAAUAAAAAACAGUAAAUCAA
Trichomycterus rosablanca is the source of this 5312-nucleotide messenger RNA. It is a transcript of the gene svilc, whose product is annotated as supervillin c. Gene Ontology annotation, molecular function: phosphatidylinositol-4,5-bisphosphate binding; actin filament binding. Gene Ontology annotation, biological process: barbed-end actin filament capping; actin filament severing; cytoskeleton organization. The record is from RefSeq and is a predicted model, not a curated record. Gene Ontology annotation, cellular component: actin cytoskeleton; cytoplasm. Bases 320 to 4810 code for a protein of 1496 amino acids. The transcript is spliced from 30 exons. Lineage: Eukaryota; Metazoa; Chordata; Actinopteri; Siluriformes; Trichomycteridae.